This is a messenger RNA of Prunus armeniaca (apricot), 1389 nucleotides long. Lineage: Eukaryota; Viridiplantae; Streptophyta; Magnoliopsida; Rosales; Rosaceae. The record is from the annotation of a GenBank genome assembly.
AUGCGGGACUUUGGCAUGGCUCUUGAGGAUUGUGGUUUGACAUCGAUGAAAUAUAAAGGUUACAAAUAUACUUGGACAAACAAUCGGUCUGGGGACGACAGAGUCCAACUUCAGUUGGAUAGGGGAGUGGCAAAUGCUGCGUUUUUUCUUGCUUUUUUCGAGAGUGAUAGUACAUCAUAUUCUGUGCCUUGGGCUCAAAGAUUUAUGUUCGAAGAAAUGUGGAUUGAAAUUGAUGGGUGUACAGAGACAAUUGCUCAAGCUUGGGGAGAGGAACAAGGUGAUGUUGUUACUAAGAUAAAAGCUUGCCAACAGUCCUUACUGGGUUGGAAUAAUAAAUCAAAGAUACGUCGGAUUCAAGGGCAACUUGAUGGAUUCAAAAAGAAACUGCAAACAGAUGAUAUGGUGCGAUGUCAACAUAGGUUGGCUGGUGAGUUGGAUAUGUUAAACAGAGGAGAUGAUAACAAAGGUCUCGAGUUUUCUUGGCUUAAAUAUGGGGAUCAUAACACAAAUUUUUUUCAUGCACAAGCUAAACAAAGGUUACGAAGAAAUUUCAUGCAAGGUAUUUUUGAUGAUCAUAAUGUGUGGAAUACUUCUAAUGAAGGUGUUGGUUCUAUUUUUUGUGAGUAUUUCAAGAAGCUAUUUACCACUAGUGGUGAGAAUGAUUUUAGUAAUGUACUGGCAGCAGUGCAAUAUAAAGUGACUCGAGAACACAAUCAAAGACUGAGCCAGCCUUUUACUAGAACUGAAUUGGAAGGUGUGCUCUCACAAAUGUUUCCCCCUAAAUCAACUAGUAUUGAUGGGAUGCCAGCUCUAUUUUACCAGCGGUACCGGUACUGGCACGUAAUUGGAAAUGAUGUGGUCAAUGGGGAGAUUGGAGGUUCUAACUUUGGAACUCAGUGCGCUUUUUGGAAAAAACUUUGGCAUUUGGAGGUUCCAAAUAAGGUUAAAAUAAGUUUAAAUUUCCUGCCUACAGCACUAAACCUUGUUCAACGAAAGGUAUUGGUCUCAGCUUAUUGUUCUGGCUGUGGGACGACGACAGAGGAUGUUGUCCAUGCUUUUUGGGGUUGUAAACGCAGCAGACGGUUUUGGGCGCUAACUUCCUUCAAUAUUGAUUUGGCGGUCAGACAAGGCUCUUUUGCUGGAUUUUUGGAGAGAGUUUGGAAGCUUCGUAAUGAGGUGCUCUUCGGAAAGAUACCUGAUGGGCUUUCUGAGAUUGUUGAGUGGAUCAUGGAGUUUUUGGAGCAGUUUAAAAUUCGGAAUGUUCACACCAAGCCAGCAAGGGUGCCACGGUUUAUUAGGUGGAUUAAACCUCUCUCUUCUGCGUUGUUAUUGAAUUUGACGGAGCGAUUGGACAAGCUGGUUGUAAUAGAGGGGUUGGUGGUGUCGUAA